AAACUAAUGGUAUUGUAAUACCUACUUUUUGUUUAUUUAAAGCGAAUGAGAGUUAACUUGUAAUGGUGUUAUUUCCUUAGAGAUUAUAUAUAGUGAUAAACCUAACGAAUGAGCUUCUUUUUUGAUAAGGUGUAUCUACAUCCACAAGAUAUAGCUUAAGAGCGCAUCAAACACUUUCAUUAACGUUGCUAAUUAAUAGAGAAAAAAUUGAAAGGAGAAGAAGAUGGGUUUAUUGCCAUUGGUGAAGAAACUAGGUUUCAUCUUUCUUCUUGUUUCAGCUUCAGCGUUUGCUCUAUCUUCUGCAGGACGACCAUCAAUUCUGAUCUAUAGCCAAGACGAUAAUCAUGAGGUGGUGGAAAGAAGAAUACAUGAACAUGAGAGAAUUCUGAGAAUGAAUUCAAGAGACUAUGGUCACUUCAGUCCUAAACCAAAGCUCGUGAGGCCUCCUUUCAAGCUCAUUCCCAACUGAUCAUAUCAUGGAUCGACUAUAUAUAUAUAUAGAUGCCGACUUUGUGAGAUGUAUAAUAUAUAUAUACCUAAAGACUAACAUUGCAAUAAGUUUAAAUGAUAAUCCAGUUAUCA
This is a messenger RNA of Eutrema salsugineum, 582 nucleotides long. RefSeq names its product protein CASPARIAN STRIP INTEGRITY FACTOR 2. The transcript is spliced from 3 exons. NCBI's taxonomy places the organism in Eukaryota, Viridiplantae, Streptophyta, Magnoliopsida, Brassicales, Brassicaceae. The coding region runs from base 224 to 469 and encodes 81 amino acids. The record is from RefSeq and is a predicted model, not a curated record.